CUUAUCUUUCUCGUGGUGCGAUCAUUGUCAGCAGCUUCUUAGCACAGGUCUUCGGUAUUUGAGUCUUCUUUGGAGCUUUUAGACAAUUCAGAUCAGAACCCAGAUAGGAAAAGGAGGAGAAGAAGCUAUGGAAGGAGACAGAAGAGUUGGGGUGGCUGUGGAUUUCUCUGAGUGUAGCCGAGAAGCCCUGAAAUGGACCGUGGAUAACGUUGUCCGCGAUGGGGAUCACCUUAUUCUGAUUAGUGUUCGUCCUGAGGGUGAUUAUGAGGACGGCGAGAUGCAGCUCUGGGCGACCACUGGUUCACCCUUGAUCCCUCUGAGUGAGUUCUGUGAUGCUCACACCAUGAAAAAGUACGGAGUGCAUCCUGACCCUGCAACCCUUGACAUUGUUAGCACCAUUGCUAAGCAGAAAGAGGUUGUGGUGCUAAUGAAGAUCUAUUGGGGUGAUGCCCGUGAGAAGAUUUGUGAAGCUAUUGAUAAUAUCCCUUUGAGCUGCCUUGUUAUUGGUAACAGAGGCCUUGGCAAACUCAAAAGGGUUAUCCUUGGGAGUGUCAGUAACUAUGUGGUGAACAAUGGCUCAUGCCCAGUUACUGUGGUCAAGCAUGAACACCAUUAGCUCAUUAUGCUGACUUAUAAAGCAUGGUGCUGGCGAUCCCUUUGAAUUAAAUUCCUUCAUCAUUUUAGUGUGGACUUAAUUUAAAUUCUCAGCAGUUGUUUUAAAGCUGUUUUAGAAUUUUGUGUGAUACUUUUGAAGAAGUAUUUGUAAAUGAGAGUCUGUUGAUGCUCGUUGUUUCUAUGUUAUGUUGUGGAUUGGAGGUACUUGAAGAAUAAAUCAUAUUGGGUUUUCAGGAACUUUA
Messenger RNA from Humulus lupulus (European hop), 857 nucleotides. RefSeq names its product universal stress protein PHOS32. The record is from RefSeq and is a predicted model, not a curated record. The coding region runs from base 128 to 616 and encodes 162 amino acids. Lineage: Eukaryota; Viridiplantae; Streptophyta; Magnoliopsida; Rosales; Cannabaceae. The transcript has 4 exons.